Molecule: messenger RNA, 507 nt
Organism: Peniophora sp. CBMAI 1063
Lineage: Eukaryota; Fungi; Basidiomycota; Agaricomycetes; Russulales; Peniophoraceae
Source: the annotation of a GenBank genome assembly
AUGUCCGGCUUCAACGACUACAACACGAACACCCUCGGCGGCGGCAACUCUGGCCAGCAGAAGUACGAGACUCCCUAUCAGACUGGCAAUGACGCCAACACUAUGGCUGGCCUCGGCGGUGACCAGUCGCGCACUGGCUACGCCUCUUCUGGUGCAGCAGGCCCCGGCGCCGACAAUAUGAACGCUGGCGGCUUCAACGACAUGCAAGGGUCCGGCGGCGCCGGCACUGGUCUUGGCAUGAUGGGCGCCGAGCGUACUGGCCGCUUCAGCGAAUCUCAGGGCUACAGCACUGGUGACCGCGACACUAGUGGCUUCAAUACCUCAUCUGGCGGCGCUGAGAACUACGGUCGUAUGGACCCAGAGCUCAGUGGCGGCCAGGGUACCGGCGCGCACAAGGCGAGCAUGAUGGACAAGUUGCGCGGGACGACCGAAAAAGUCGGCGGGAAGAUGACUGGCAACCCAGAGAUGGCCGCUCGCGGCGAGGAGCGCAAGCGCGGCGAGCUCUGA